UAACAGUCCUUUUAGGAGCUUUUGUUUUUUAUCUUUACAUUCCAAAUGAAUCAAUGCUAACUAUGACAUAUAUAACCCUCAGAUGCUGGACUGGAGACUGGCAAGUGCACAUUUCAUCCUGGCUGUGACACUGACACUGUGGAACUCAGGAAAAGUCCUCUCAGUAGAUGUAACAACAACAGAGGCCUUUGAUUCUGGAGUCACAGAUGUGCAGUCAACACCCACAGUCAGGGAAGAGAAAUCAGCCACUGAUCUGACAGCAAAGCUCUUGCUUCUUGAUGAAUUGGUGUCCCUAGAAAAUGACGUGAUUGAGACAAAGAAGAAAAGGAGUUUCUCUGGUUUUGGGUCUCCCCUUGACAGACUCUCAGCUGGCUCUGUAGAUCACAAAGGUAAACAGAGGAAAGUAGUAGAUCAUCCAAAAAGGCGAUUUGGUAUCCCCAUGGAUCGGAUUGGUAGAAACCGGCUUUCAAAUUCCAGAGGCUAAUUGAUUCCAAUUGUGAGUACAAUUUGAAUAAGUAACAAUAUAUGCAGGCAUUUGAUUAACAUUUCACAAUGGAGUAAUCAAUCUAUUCUUGCUUAUAAGUUCCCUUUUUGAUUUCCUAGCUUAUCAAUUCACUUUUUCAAUCAUCUAUGUAUUCAAUUAGUAUAGUAUAUUAAUGUUAAAUCACUUAAAUGAUAGUUAAAAAGCAAAAGAAUCUGCUAGUUCUGCUUUACUCUCCAAAAUUAAUGAUUUAGUUGUUUUCAGACUCCUAUGUAAUUAACCAUU
Messenger RNA from Chlorocebus sabaeus (green monkey), 766 nucleotides. It is a transcript of the gene OSTN, whose product is annotated as osteocrin. The record is from RefSeq and is a predicted model, not a curated record. Lineage: Eukaryota; Metazoa; Chordata; Mammalia; Primates; Cercopithecidae. Gene Ontology annotation, molecular function: signaling receptor binding. Gene Ontology annotation, biological process: hormone-mediated signaling pathway.